AUGACCAGAUCCAACAGGGACUACUCUACCCCCGAGUCAUUGAUUCCGGCUGAUGCAUCCACCUGGCCCUUAGCAAGCUCCGACAACAAUCAUGAUUUUACUGCUGCCGAGCUACAAAUAUCCUGGAUCCACGAAGAAACACAAAUUAUUUUUAACCCAAAACGUGUGACCCUAACUACCAAGGUUCAAGUGUGUCCCUGCUUCCGUUCAGUGCGGACCAGUGAGGGAUAUUACUUUGAACUCUCCUUGUUACACGCAAUUGUGGGUAAUUUCACCUCUGAACAAAAACAGCUUCUCAAGACUUAUAUGACCCUGGACGCCGAUGGGCCGUUGCGCUCCAUGAUGAAGAUGUUAAGGACCCAGCCGGAGACGGACCACUCCGGAGUGGCAUGGUUCAAACUACCCCUUUGGGACCCAGCCAGAGAAACAUGCCACUCCGGAGGGGUCCGGACCCACCCAGAGUGUAAUCCACAUGCCCUUGAGUUAUUCACCCUAGUUUUCCCAAAGUACUCUUCUUCCUAA
Molecule: messenger RNA, 522 nt
Organism: Tremella mesenterica DSM 1558
Lineage: Eukaryota; Fungi; Basidiomycota; Tremellomycetes; Tremellales; Tremellaceae
Exons: 1
Coding region: 1-522 (173 amino acids)
Source: RefSeq, a predicted model, not a curated record